Messenger RNA from Ochlerotatus camptorhynchus, 578 nucleotides. RefSeq lists its product as uncharacterized. The record is from RefSeq and is a predicted model, not a curated record. The coding region runs from base 12 to 578 and encodes 188 amino acids. NCBI's taxonomy places the organism in Eukaryota, Metazoa, Arthropoda, Insecta, Diptera, Culicidae. The transcript has 2 exons.
AAACGAACAAAAUGAACCGGUUAACCGAAUUUGAAAAACCUCUGUACUCAAAGCCUCCCGAACAUCCGGGUAUUUGGCAACCGCAUCUGUACCGAUCCCGACCAAUAAAAUCAUCCAUGGAGUCUAGUGAUCCACAUCUGCUCGAUGGUUACGCUUUCAGUAAUCUUUACCUUGAAUCCCCUUCGGAAGUUCCUGUCUUUAGCCAGGCAGACGCAGAGCGGUACGAAGAUUUUGCAUUACGAAUCAAAUAUAUGAACGGGGGAAGAUAUGGCUGUAUUUACCGGGAGCAUUUUGACGGCAAAGCUUUGGGCGUUGAUUGUUUAAAGAAAGAUAUUAUAGAUCGAAGCAAUACGACCUACCGGAGAGAUCUCUGCCAAUCGAACCGGGAACUGGAUUCAGUUGAAGUCAAGAGAAAGAAAAUUCGAACAUCGAAACGGAACGUUCCGUUACCUCGCGGGUGGUAUUUCAAACCGACUUCUACGGGGGCUGCUCACCGGACGUGGGAGGAACUAUCCUCUUUAAUUCAAGCAGCGGCCAACCAAGCAACAAAUAGUACAAACGAUCAUCAAAAAAUAUAA